UCAUAAGGUAAACGGGGGAAAGCUGCUUCUCCCGUUCGCCAUGAAUUUGAAGAUUUUGUUCGCUAUCUUGGCCGUGGCUCUGGUCGCGAUUAUAGCCCUAAAUUGGAUCUUGCUGGUGGGCUUGUCGAAAUCGGCAAGCUGUGAGUACGCUAAGUUUACAGGGCUGUUGGAGGAGGUGCAUGGGGAGAGGUCUCAGAGUAUGGUGUUUGCAGACCUGGACAGUGAGGAACUAACUAGCGUUGUGCAGUAUCUGAGGCUCCAACUUAGGGUGAAGCUGCUGAGCUGCAUUGAAGCUCUUCCCUCAGACAAUUACAUUCACAUGAUCGAACUUCAGCUCCCCCGGAAAAGUGAGGUCUUAAAGUUUUUGGACAGCGGGGAAAACCAACCCAGGAGAGAAGCGAGAGCGGUGGUGGUAUUUGGAGAUCAAAAUGAGCCCAAUAUCACGGAAUAUGUGGUGGGACCUCUUCCAAAUCCAACCUACCACAAAGACAUUACUUCCCAGAAAUACCAGAACCUUAGCUUUCACUCCAGACCUAUGACAAGCUUCGAACAUAAAAAGAUUCUUUUAAGAAUGGGAUUGGAGAAAGCCUCUCGGGUCCUUCUGCAAAGUUUCGGCUCUGAUUGGGAAGCUCUGGUCCAUCUGGACUCUGCCCCUCGUGGCUUCAAAACGGGUGACCGGGAAACCUGGUUCCCGUUCCUGAGAAACGUUAGUGGCAUCUUCAUGCACCCCCUGGGCUUUGAGGUGCUGAUGGACCAUAGCAGCCGCAAUAUCUCCGAGUGGAAAGUGAAGCAGGUCUUUUACAAUGGCCAGUACUUUGACAGCAUCGAGGAGCUGGUCACUCAGUAUGAUCGCGGCACUGUCAAGAAAAUCCGACUGCACCGAGAGCAAUCUGAUCCCAACUAUGCAUCGCUGAAACCUCACAUGAAACAUCAGACAGUCUCCCCUUUGCAAUAUGAGCCUCAAGGCCGCCGCUACUCUGUUGUCCACAACCAUGUGAAGUAUUUUAAUUGGAAAUUUGCUUUCCGCCACAGCACUAUCAAUGGGCUGCAGUUGUUUAAUAUCCGAUUCAUGGAGGAAAGGAUCGUCUAUGAAUUAAGUGUGGAGGAGCUCAACUCCGUUUAUGGAGGCGACUCGCCCUCCUUAAUGAGGACCAAGUUUCUAGACAAUCAUUAUGGCAUUGGCAGAUCUGCUAACGAACUAGUCAGAGGCGUGGACUGUCCGUACACUGCGGUCUUCGUGGACACUGUUCACUUUACAGAGAGUGAGAAACCAGGGCGGAUCAGGAAUUCCAUCUGUAUCUUUGAACAGAAUAAGCAGAUGCCCCUGAGGCGGCACUAUUCCAGCUGGUACACAGCUCCCUCUUACGGGGGGCUGGCGGACUGCGUGCUGAUCAUAAGGUCAAUCUCAACCGUGGGCAACUAUGAUUAUGUGUUUGAUUACAUAUUCCACCACAACGGCGUGAUUGAGACCAAGGUCCAUCCGUCAGGGUAUGCACUGACAUCAUUCCUCUCUGAGAGUGGUCUUCAGUACGGAGCAAAACUUGAAGAGAACCUUUUGGGGAAUAUUCACACUCAUUUCUUGCAUUUCAAGGCUGAUCUGGAUGUAGCGGGAACAAGUAACUCUAUUGAAACAAAGGGUGUGGAAUAUGAGCUCAAAUCAGCCCCAUGGAAAAAUGACCAGAAGAUACAUGUACCCAUAGUGAAAAAGCAGAUAUUAGGCACGGAAAACCAGGCUGCUUUCAGAACUGGGACAAAAAUGCCUAGAUACCUGAGUUUUGUAAAUCUACAUCAUAGAAAUAACUGGAACCAUUAUCGCGGUUAUAGGAUUCAAGUGGUGAGCUUUAAUCCUGACAGUAUACCUGAAGAAAUUCCAGAAGAAAAGGCUAUUUCCUGGCAAAGGUACCAGUUGGCAGUGACAAAGUACAAAGAGAAGGAACAGAGAAGCAGCAGCAUGUACAAUCAGAAUAACCCUUGGAAUCCUGCUGUUUAUUUUGCUGGCUUUAUUGAUGAUGAAGAUAUUCAAAAUGAGGACCUGGUAGCUUGGAUUACAGCUGGCUUUCUCCACAUUCCCCACUCAGAGGAUGUUCCCAAUACUGCCACAGCUGGAAAUGGCAUUGGCUUCUAUUUAAAGCCAAUCAAUUACUUUCAGAAUGAUCCAUCAGUUAAUGCUGAAGAUGCUGUCUACAUUGAUGCUUCUGAGGAUGCAGAAAGAUGUGAGAACAACCCUGUAGCAUGUACACCAGAGUAUGCUACCUGUAUACCCAACUUCCCAGAUUUUACCUAUGGAACAGACUUAUUAGCUGUUGAUAAUUAACAGGACAUAAUCAGAUUGAGAAGAGAAGUUAAUCAUGACCAGAAUUCCCUCUAAUUUUCUUCCCGGCUGCAUGGGACUCCAAGGACCGUGUGCAGCAGUGACAUCUGGAACUGGAAGUCAAUGCUGUGAUCAGUGUGCCAGUGCCAAUUGCCAUGUGCAGAAUCCUGGAAGUGUGGCACACAUGCCAUUGCGCAGUUUAGAGGGAGCACUGAUCAUGACUGACCAUCACUUUCCAUGAAACUCUGUUAUUUCUUUGCAAAGAAAUCAUUUAAAUAGAUGACCUACUUGCAGUUUCUCCAGCUCUAUUCAUUAUAUUGGGGUUGAAUUGACUUUAUAUUCAACCUGUUGCUUUGUUAUACAACUGUUAGUAGUCCCAAUAAUCCAAUGUCAAAUAAUAAAGGAGAGUACAGGACAGGUUUCUCAAAUUCCUGCUCUUGUCACCUUUGUGUGCUGAAGUGCAGGGCCCCACAAGAUUCUUUAUCCAUCAGACCAUAAUGGACAGGAAAUCCUGCCAGGCUGAAGCAACCACUACUUGCAAAUUCUAAACAUGCACAGCUAAUGCACAAAACUCAGUGACUGGAGAAUAGCUCUCCCUUAAAUCCCUUAUGGUUAAAAACAUCACAUUUAGAAGCUCACAGACUGACUGACAUCUUCAUGCCUCGAUGUAACAGUUGAUUAAUUGAACAGUUAAGGGAACACAAAGGAACUUUGCAUACUUGAGCUCAGACUGACACAUCAUUACAACAUAAUAAAAGAUGGGCCAAAGCCAUGGGUACAAUAUUGGAAAUGUCUCAAAGUUGAGUGGCUGCAUCAGUUAUGACUAAUUAAUCAUUUUUAACCAAUUUAAUUUACACUUUUGUUAAAGAGUUUUGAGGACUUUUAAAAUGUUUUGAAAGCUCCAUUCCAAAUGAGAGCUGCUUUUAGUUAGGUCAUUAGUUUCUAGUGAUUCAGUAAGUCAAAUGGUGCUUUUUUUUAAACAUAGAAUUUCUGCAUUUUCCCAGGAUUUUUAUGAGUAGUGAGCGGAUUAAAUUCCAUGAUUCCAUCUGUUUAUUCUUCUCAAUCAAGUCAUAAAGUUAGUUAUGACAAACAUAAUGGAGUGAUAUUGCUCAUAUCUUAUUGUUAAAUAGAAUUUCUACUUUAUAAACAUUUUUAUAACUUCAUUUUUAAAUACAUUUUUUAUAUUUUUUAUAUUGCAAGCAUGCCAUCUGGUAAAGUAAAUGCCAUGGGCUACAUAUUUCAAUCAAAAGCUGAAUUACUUUGGCAUAUCACAACAAUAACAUGCUGAAUAUUUUAUUUCUUCUGCACAUUAAUUGGCCACUUUUAUAAAAUGUAUAUAAUAGAAUAAAUAGAUGGGUCAACAAUGUUUGUCAUCAGAGGUACAUCAUCAGUAAUACCUUGACUGUUACAAGUGAGAAGUGUUCUUUUAAAGCUACUGGUAAUACUACAUCAGGGAAACAGUCUUCAGCAAUAAUGCAAUCUGUAGGUUUAAAACCGCAAUGAAUAGCAGGCUUAUACUUGUUAGACUGGAUCCAUGGUUUCUCAUUCUGCAUCAGGUGGUGCAAUGGAAACUAUGCCAAAGCAGUCAUUUUUGCAGGGGAAAUAUAAUAUCCAUAGUCAGCUGGUAGUUUGGUCAGAUUGCCAUUGAGGAUACAAAAUGACACAGUCAACAUAAAGAAGUUUUUGUUUCCAUGGUUGCAGCUGCAUUGAAUGAGGAUCCAUUCCAUGGACCUUGCAUAUUAGCUUAGUGCAAAGAUUUUCUUUGUUAAUCUUUGCAAAAUGGUGAAAAGUGCAGAUUAAAAGUGGCUGUCUUCCUUAAAUGUUCAUUGCUGAUGUCCUGACCAACUCCCUCUGAUUAUCCUAAAGAGUGUGGUUGUUCCAAUGGAAGUAAAGUGCAGUGAAGGCAGAUUGCCUCAGUUUUUCCUUUGUUUAAUACAAAAACUGUUCUCACUUUUCUCUAUUUAGGAAUCACUUCCUAGACAGAGUAUUACAAAAAAAAACUCAACAAGCUGAUCAAUAUAGAUUCAGUGUUAAAUGAAUCAAGUGUUACUGACUAAGCAGUAUGAAAUGGGUGGCUAUGUAAUUUAAGGGAGUUUUGGCAUACCUGUUGCUGUAAUCACCAGUCUGGAUCAUAAAUAUUGUAAAUAAAUUAGAUUCAUACUGAUUUCAAAUCAGAUAUGUGAAA
Messenger RNA from Rhincodon typus (whale shark), 4496 nucleotides. RefSeq names its product retina-specific copper amine oxidase-like. The record is from RefSeq and is a predicted model, not a curated record. Gene Ontology annotation, biological process: amine metabolic process. The transcript is spliced from 4 exons. The coding region runs from base 41 to 2314 and encodes 757 amino acids. Lineage: Eukaryota; Metazoa; Chordata; Chondrichthyes; Orectolobiformes; Rhincodontidae. Gene Ontology annotation, cellular component: plasma membrane. Gene Ontology annotation, molecular function: copper ion binding; primary methylamine oxidase activity; quinone binding.